Messenger RNA from Nanorana parkeri, 3132 nucleotides. It is a transcript of the gene PDZRN4, whose product is annotated as PDZ domain containing ring finger 4. Gene Ontology annotation, molecular function: protein binding. The coding region runs from base 258 to 2591 and encodes 777 amino acids. The record is from RefSeq and is a predicted model, not a curated record. NCBI's taxonomy places the organism in Eukaryota, Metazoa, Chordata, Amphibia, Anura, Dicroglossidae. The transcript is spliced from 8 exons.
UAGUGAUGUGCGGUGAUGUGGAGACAGGGGGAGUGUUGCCAUGUGAGGACGCCGAUGUCAGAUACUUAGAGGAAAGGCAGACGACGAUGCUGCACUACCUUGGCUUCCUCUCUCAGCUCACACUGGUGUGCCUGUCUUCAUGUCUUGGACUGACUGAUGAACAGCGGUAGUCAGGUCGGGAGGGUGAUUCCCUGUCAUAGCGUCUUCUAUUCACACAUAACGGAACUGGACGACUUUCACACUUCGUGCAAUUUACAAUGGGUUGCAAUCUGUGCACUUUUCAGAAGAGAGAGGAGCACUACAAACUGCUCUAUGAAGUUUCCCAGGUUAAUGGGAAAGACCUCUCAAAGGCAACCCACGAAGAAGCAGUUGAAGCCUUCCGGAAUGCUAAAGAACCAAUAGUAGUCCAAGUUUUAAGAAGAGCACCCCAUAACAGAGGGCAUGGAAGUUCACAGGAAGCACACCUUGUGAAUGUGAGCACCCAAACAGACAUCACAUUUGAGCAUAUCAUGGCUCAAGCCAAACUCAGACCAUCCACUCCACCAGUUCCUGACAUUUGUCCUUUUCUUCUUUCAGACAGCUGCCAUUCUCUUCAUCCAAUGGAGCAUGAAUUUUAUGAAGGUAAUGAGUAUCUUUCCAGCCUGCCUGGUGAUGGAGAUAGAACUGAAGACUUUGAGUAUGAGGAAGUUGAACUGUGCCGUCUGAAUAGCCAGGACAGACUGGGCCUAACUGUCUGCUACCGGACUGAUGAUGAGGAAGAUACAGCAAUAUAUGUCAGUGAGGUUGCUCCAAAAAGUAUUGCAGCAAGAGAUGGUCGCAUUCGAGAAGGAGACAGGAUUUUGCAGAUUAAUGGCCAGGAUAUCCAGAACAGAGAGGAGGCGGUGAUUUUACUUUCCAGUGAUGAAUGUAGGAAAAUUGUCCUUCUGGUAGCAAGGCCAGACAUACCGCUGGAUGAAGGGUGGCUUGAUGAUGAAAGGAACGAAUUCUUGGAAGAGUUAAACAUGCAGAUGCUGGAGGAACAACAUAAUGAAUCAGUGCAGUACACCACUAAUGAAGUGCAACAGCAGAAAAAGCCAGAAGAGGAAGAUGGUACAACUGACACAGCAACUUCGUCGUCCAAUAACCAUGAAAAAGACAGUGGUGUAGGACGUACAGAUGAAAGUCAGCACCAUGAUGAAAGCUCUGAAAUGGAAAAUAAAGUGAAAGAUCACAGAAUCACUUGUCUUCAGAAAAACCCAAAGCUAAGACAAAGUCAAGAUACAUUAGGAAGUAUUGAACUCCAGUUCAAUGACAGUAUGGUUUCUGGGGAAUAUAUAGAUUCUGAUCCUACUAUUAGUCAAGAAGAGGAGUGUGAAAGAUUUCGACAACUGUUAGAGCUGAAGUGCCAAAUCCGAAACCGAGGAGAGUAUGACCUGUACUACUCAAGCAGCACUAUUGAAUGUAGCACAACAGAGCCUUGUGGAGUUGAACAUGAGUUACAGCUUUUGAAUGAAGAGUUAAGAAGCAUUGAACUUGAGUGCCAAAGUAUAAUGCAGGCGCACCGGCUCCAAAAUGUUAGAAAUAAAACCAGCGAUAUUUUGGAAAUUCACAGUGAUGAUUUGUGCAAUUAUAACACUAGCACAGACUUACAGAGAGACAAAGUGGGUAAUCUCGGAGAGCACACAGAGAGAUCUGAUAAGGACAGUUCUAGUGCGUAUAACACAGCAGAAAGUUGUAGGAGCACACCACUGACUGUAGGCAAGUCCCCAGAAAGCACCUUACAGAGAAUAAUUAGUAUCACAAACCGGAAAAAUCUCAGUAGCACCAUUGUGACAAACCAUUUAACUUCUGGACUGAGCAGUAUUGAGUAUACUCCAACCAAAUCUCUUACUACCGGGCAGAACUCUCCAGCAGAAUACCAAGAUAAUAUGUUAGAAUGUAGUAAGUUCUUAGAUCAUAGGAAACCAGUCCCAGAUGAAAUCCCUUAUCUUUCACCAUACCACAGUUCAUCAUAUAGAUAUGGGAAUAUACCAGUCCAUGCAAGACAUUAUCAAAGUUACAUGCAACUUGUUCAACAGAAAACUGCGGUGGAAUAUGCACAAAGCCAGCUAAAUCUAGUAACAAUGUGCAGAGAUUCUCAAAGGCCAUUGGAGCCAAGGAUGGAAUGGAAAGUAAAAAUAAGGAGUGAUGGCACGAGAUAUAUCACUAAAAGGCCAGUAAGAGACAAACUUCUGAAAGAGCGUGCCUUAAAAAUCAAAGAAGAGAGGAGUGGUAUGACAACAGAUGAUGAUAUGAUGAGUGAGAUGAAAAUGGGACGAUACUGGAGUAAAGAGGAAAGGAAACAGCACCUUAUGAGGGCAAAAGAGCAGAGAAGGCGUAGAGAAUUCAUGAUGCGCAGUAGACUUGAGUGUCUUAAAGAAAGCCCACAAAGCGGCAGUGAAAGUAAAAAAGAAAUCAGUAUAAUUGAACUAAGUCACAGAAAAAUGAUGAAAAAGCGGAACAAAAAGAUCUUAGACAACUGGAUGACAAUCCAAGAACUUAUGACACACGGUGAAAGAUCUCCUGAGGGUUCCAGAGUACAUAAUGCCUUUUUAUCAGUCACUACUGUUUGAGUAGGACUGUAAAAGAGUAGGCUAUCUUUUUAGAUAGAGUACGAUUGCCUCGUUCAAUGUGGCAUUUUUAUAUAUUUUGUGACUGUUUAUAGUUUCAAUUUUGUAAAAAUCUAUUUGGCAAUUUUACAUUUUUUUCAUAUAUAACUAAUUUGCCUAUUACUAUUGAAUGAUUUGUUAAUAUAUUACAAUGUUCUUUUUUGUAAAAAUGAAACUUGAAAGAAAGCCAUUUGUUUUCUUACUAUGAUGUAUCUAUUGUAAGUUGAAAUUUUUUAAUUAUUUCUCUAGGUCAUUUUCUUUUCUACUUUCAUGAUAACGUACAGUAAAUGCCAAAAUAAACAGUUUUGUAUACAUGAUAUUUGAAGUACAUACAGAUAAAGUGCAAUGUACCAGAUCUCAUUUUAUGCUUCAGAAAUGUUCUUGAUUGAGAAUGUGUACACGGAAUAUGUAAUUUACAACUGUAUUUGUCCAAGUCAAGUGUCAGUGAGCAACCUUGCCACCAUUUGUGCUGGCCCCAGUCAUGUAGCUAGAUAUAACUGUGGAG